CCCCGUUUAAAUUCAUGUUUAGCCUAGAAAUACUUGUUUAAUGCGUCAAACAUCUGUGAGGGAAGGGAAAGGACAGCGAUGGCUUGCUAUUACCGCCAGAACGAGGAGACGACGGUGACAAUACCGAAAUACACGAAUGAAACCUCCAGCGGCGGGGUCACCUACUAUGACAUCAAAGUGCGGGUGGCAAAGGUGGAAUGGAUGGUGGAGCGGCGCUAUCGAGACUUUGCCCAGCUCCAUGAUAAGCUGGUGGAGGAUAUAGCAAUCAGCAAAAAGUUGUUGCCCCCAAAAAAGCUUGUGGGUAAUAAGCAGCCAGCGUUUCUGGAGCAGCGUCGGGAACAACUGGAAGCCUACUUGCAGGAGCUGCUCAUCUAUUUUCGCACGGAACUACCGCGGGCUCUGGCUGAAUUCCUGGAUUUCAACAAAUACGACAUUAUCUAUUUGCUGCAGGAUCUUGCCAAGUUAUUCGACGAGAGCGGCGAUGCGCUUCUCAGUUCCAAAAAGGAAUACAACCUGUCGGCAUUGGAGGUCUUUGCCAUUAGCGAGCGUCUGAGUCUUCCCUGCCCGCCGAACGUGGAUCGUGACGGAAAAUACGAUUUCUCGCACGUCCUGGACUUCUGCACACAACUCGUGGCAUUGGUAGUGACGCCAGUGAAGGAUAAUGCCAGCUAUGCGCAGGACUACAACACAGUGGACGUACCCAUUGGGCGAAGCAAUAUCAUUCCGAACAGGCUAAACUUCAAUCUGAAUGCAUUUCGAAAUCUCAAAACCCUCAAAUUCUCGGCCCUGUCCACGGAGAACAUCGUGGACAUUGAGCUCCUGAAGCCAACGUUACAAACAAUCUGUGUUCACAACACGACUAUACAAAACAUAUGCCAGGUGCUGCUCUGCGAUAACUUGCACAAGUACUGCGAUGUUCCGAGCCUCCUGCCUGAGGCCAUCCGGCCACCCUCCGCAACAAACGGCAGUAUCCUCAUCAGCACAGAUGCGUGGCAGGAGCUAACUGACCUGGAUCUGACUGGCAAUCUGCUCACCCAAAUCGAUGGCAGUGUGAGGACAGCACCAAAACUGCGUCGUCUGGUGCUUGAGCAGAAUCGCAUCCGGGUUGUACAAAACCUGGACGAACUUCCCCAUCUACAGCUGCUCUCUCUGUCCGGAAAUCUUAUAGCCGAGUGCGUGGACUGGCAUCUGACAAUGGGAAAUCUCGUCACACUGGAGCUGGCUCAAAAUAAGCUCAAGUCUUUGAAAGGCCUGCGCAAGCUGCUUUCAUUGGUCAAUCUAGACCUGAGCUGCAAUCAGAUUGAAGAUCUCGAAGAGGUUGAUUAUGUGGCUAAUCUUCCACUGCUGGAGUCCCUUAGACUCACUGGCAAUCCCCUGGCGGGCAGUGUGGACUAUCGGCCUCGUGUCCUGGCUCGUUUCCAUGAGCGCGCCGUCGAGAUUUCUCUGGACAAUGAGCGAGGCAGUCAGCAAGAGUUGGACACGGCCCUAGUGCUUUCCGCUCUGCUUCAAUCAAAGCAGCGCCAGCGCCAGAAAUGAUAUCGGCUCAAUUCUAGAAUUCCACAAAUCUAUUCAUGCGUAAAAGUAUUCCAACCGUCUAAAUUUAUUAGUCCUAGUUUUUUAACCAAGCCCUAAAGCCGUGUGUCUCUGUUUCUAGUAAUGUUUUAACUGUUUCGUCUAUCUCCGAUGUGCAAUAUUUCAAUCAUCACCUGAAAAUGUAAAGUGUAUAUCUUAAUAAAAUGUA
Molecule: messenger RNA, 1741 nt
Organism: Drosophila persimilis
Lineage: Eukaryota; Metazoa; Arthropoda; Insecta; Diptera; Drosophilidae
Product: nischarin
Exons: 4
Coding region: 79-1536 (485 amino acids)
Cellular component (GO): cytoplasm
Molecular function (GO): protein kinase binding; phosphatidylinositol binding
Source: RefSeq, a predicted model, not a curated record